AUGUCCGCCACCCAAGACCUUGCGCCCAACGGCGAUGGUGAGCUUGAUCAAGCUGUCGCAAACCUUAAGCUCGACGAUAACGAGGAUCUUGGCCCCGACGGUCAGCCUGCCCCCAAGACGGAAGAGGAAUAUGCUGUCGCCAACCUGACCCUCCGAGCCAUUGUUUCUUCCAAAGAAGCUGGAGUCAUUAUUGGCAAGGGCGGCAAGAAUGUUGCAGACCUGCGCGACGAGACCGGCGUCAAGGCCGGUGUCAGCAAAGUGGUGCAGGGCGUGCACGACCGUGUCCUCACUAUUACCGGAGGAUGCGAGGCUAUCUCGAGAGCCUACGCAAUUGUCACCAGGGCUCUGCUCGAAGGCGCUCCUGCCAUGGGCAUGGGCGGAGUCAUCUCGACCAGUGGCACACACCCUAUCAAGCUCCUCAUUUCACACAACCAAAUGGGCACAAUCAUCGGCAGACAAGGCCUCAAGAUCAAGCACAUCCAAGAUUCGUCAGGUGUUCGCAUGGUGGCACAAAAGGAGAUGCUGCCGCAAUCGACUGAGCGCAUCGUCGAGGUCCAGGGCACACCCGAUGGCAUCCAGCGCGCCGUCUGGGAGAUCUCCAAAUGCCUGGUGGAUGAUUGGCAGCGUGGUACCGGCACGGUGCUGUACAAUCCUGUUGUCCGCACUCAACCUGGCAGUGCGGGGUCUCUCGGUGGUGCUGCUGGCGCUGGCGUUGGCUCUGCAGGCGGGGUAGGAGGAGGAUACCAGGGCUACUCCAGUGGCAGGGGAGACUAUGGUGGUUCUCGUGUAACACGCACCGGCAACGGUGCCGACUUCAGCAACGGUGCGCCUCAGCGAUCCUAUCGGCGCUCUGACUCCGACGCGGGUACCCGCGACCGCUCAGGGCCCCCUACGCAUGAUGAAAACGGCGAGGAGAUUCAGACCCAGAACAUCAGCAUCCCAGCCGACAUGGUGGGCUGCAUCAUCGGCCGCGCUGGCAGCAAGAUCACAGAGAUUCGCAAGACAUCCGGUGCCCGCAUCUCAAUUGCCAAGGCACCUCACGAUGAGACGGGCGAGCGCAUGUUCACCAUUAUGGGCUCCGCCAAAGCUAACGAGACGGCCUUGUUCCUGCUCUAUGAGAACCUGGAGGCGGAGAAGAUGCGCCGCAGCCAGGCUCCACCAACAGACUAA
Messenger RNA from Truncatella angustata, 1170 nucleotides. RefSeq lists its product as uncharacterized. Lineage: Eukaryota; Fungi; Ascomycota; Sordariomycetes; Amphisphaeriales; Sporocadaceae. The record is from RefSeq and is a predicted model, not a curated record. The coding region runs from base 1 to 1170 and encodes 389 amino acids. Gene Ontology annotation, cellular component: nucleus; cytoplasm. Gene Ontology annotation, biological process: 3'-UTR-mediated mRNA stabilization. Gene Ontology annotation, molecular function: mRNA 3'-UTR AU-rich region binding. The transcript is spliced from 3 exons.